AUGCUGGCAGGAGGGCGGGAUGAUGGGGGGGGUGGAGCUUCCAGAACAAAGGAGAAUGGGGAGCCCUGGGGGCCCAGGCUAGGCAUCAAAAAGGCUCUGCAGAGCAAGCAGGCCACAAACCACCCACCUCUGUGCCCAGCCGCAUAGCCCUUGUCUGAUCCCUUCUGCUUGCCUGCUGGGCAAGUAAGCAACACUCUGCUUCUAGAGGCCUUGUUCUCCAGCGUGAUUGCGUCGACACUGCUCUGUGGCUUUCUCUACUUGGCCUGGGUUGCUGCUGAGGUUCCAGAGUUGAGCAGAGGGAUGGCUGCGAGUGGAACCAGGAGCCAGGGAGGCCGCCGGGAGCAUGCGUUCAUCCCAGAGCCUUUUGAUGGGGCCAAUGUAGCCCCAAGCCUCUGGCUGCACCGCUUUGAGGUCAUUGAUGACCUCAACCAUUGGGACCAUGCCACCAAGCUCCGGUUCCUGCAAGAGUCACUCAGGGGAGAUGCCCUGGAGGUCUACAAUGGACUCAGUCCCCAGGACCAGGGAGACUACAGGACUGUGAAGGAGACACUCCUGCAGGCCUUUGGGAGCCCAGAAGCUGCCCACAGCCUCCGGCCCAAGGAGAUUGUGUUUGCCAACAGCAUGGGUAAGGGCUAUUACCUCAAGGGGAAGAUUGGCAAGAUACCCGUGAGGUUCCUGGUAGACUCUGGGGCCCAGGUCUCCGUGGUCCACCCGAGCCUGUGGGAGGAGGUCACCGAUGGCGAUCUGGAUACCCUGCGACCCUUUGAGAAUGUGGUAAAAGUGGCCAAUGGGGCUGAAAUGAAGAUUCUGGGCGUCUGGGACACAGUGGUGUCCCUGGGUAAGCUGAAGCUGAAGGCAGAGUUCCUAGUGGCCAACGCAAGUGCUGAAGAAGCCAUCAUUGGCACAGACGUGCUCCAGGACCACAACGCUGUCCUGGACUUUGAGCAUCGCACGUGCACCCUGAAGGGAAAGAAGUUCCGCCUCCUGCCUGUCGGAGGCUCCCUGGAAGAUGAGUUUGACCUGGAGCUCAUUGAGGAGGACCCCUCCUCACAGGAGGGGCAGCAGCAGCCCUCCUAUUAA
Messenger RNA from Castor canadensis (American beaver), 1080 nucleotides. It is a transcript of the gene Asprv1, whose product is annotated as aspartic peptidase retroviral like 1. NCBI's taxonomy places the organism in Eukaryota, Metazoa, Chordata, Mammalia, Rodentia, Castoridae. The record is from RefSeq and is a predicted model, not a curated record. Gene Ontology annotation, molecular function: aspartic-type endopeptidase activity. Gene Ontology annotation, biological process: proteolysis. Gene Ontology annotation, cellular component: membrane.